Dacryopinax primogenitus is the source of this 333-nucleotide messenger RNA. RefSeq lists its product as uncharacterized. NCBI's taxonomy places the organism in Eukaryota, Fungi, Basidiomycota, Dacrymycetes, Dacrymycetales, Dacrymycetaceae. The record is from RefSeq and is a predicted model, not a curated record. The transcript has a single exon. The annotation marks the transcript as partial.
UGCAUCCUUGAUGGCAGCUCAGGCAUUGUUGGCAUCAGUGAAAAGUGUUGCAAACAAAUCAGACUUGCAUACACCCCAGUGAAUGGACAGCACAUGGAAUCUGCAAACAGAUUGGUCAAUCAACUUCUUGGACACAUCCCAAAAUUAUGCAUCAGCAUCUCUGGUCUCAACCUCUACAUUCAGGCUUUUGUCCUCCCAAAUCUGCCUUUCCACCUGCUCCUUGGUUGCCCAUUCCACAUCCUCACCUCUUGCAUCACUCAGGAUUAUACAGAUGGCAAACAGAAGAUACAGAUAACAUGUCUGAAUUCCCACCAGACAAUCAACUUGUGGACU